Cicer arietinum (chickpea) is the source of this 1817-nucleotide messenger RNA. RefSeq names its product UDP-glycosyltransferase 89A2 (gene UGT89D5). Gene Ontology annotation, molecular function: UDP-glucosyltransferase activity. The record is from RefSeq and is a predicted model, not a curated record. Lineage: Eukaryota; Viridiplantae; Streptophyta; Magnoliopsida; Fabales; Fabaceae.
AAUAGAUUUUUAAUAAAUUUUUCUUGACCGGUAGAAGUAAUCCAAUCCCACUCACCGAAGCAUAGUUGACUAACCAAUUCUCUUCUCUCCCAGUCAGACACUCUAAAUCUAAACCAACACACGACAAGCAAGCAAGAAAGAAAGCAUGUCGAACUCCAAAACUCACAUCCUUGUAUUCCCAUACCCAGCACAAGGUCACAUGCUCCCACUCCUUGAUCUCACUCACCACUUAGCCCUCCAAACAACCUUAACCAUUACCAUCAUCAUAACUCCCAAAAACCUUCCCACUCUAACCCCUCUCUUAUCCACACACCCAAACACCAUCCAAACACUCAUCCUCCCUUUCCCUUCACACCCCAAAAUACCCUCGGGUGCAGAAAACAUUCGUGAAGUUGGAAACAGCGGAAAUUACCCCUUCAUUAACGCCCUAUCCAAUCUCCAAAAUUUAAUAAUCCAAUGGUUUAACACCCACCAUAACCCCCCUGUUGCUCUCAUCUCCGAUUUCUUCCUUGGCUGGACUCACCAACUCGCUACUCGACUCAGUAUUCCCAGAAUCGCUUUUUACUCAUCUGGCGCUUUGUUGACUUCCGUUAUCAACUACUGCUGGAAGGACCCACUGCUCUUCCAAUCGCGUGAAGUAACUAACUUCGCCGAAAUUCACGGAAUGCCGUCGUUUCCGCGCGACCACCUUCCUAGCUUGUUCCGCCGCUACAUUGAAUCGGACCCGGAAUCAGAGUUUAUAAAGGAGAGUUUCGUUUCGAAUUCAUUAAGCUGGGGUUUCGUUUUCAACACGUUUAGAGCGCUUGAAGGUCCUUAUUUGGAUCAAUUGGAGGCCCAAUUUGGUAACCGAAGGGUUUUUGCUGUUGGCCCGCUGGGUUAUAGUCGGGUCAAAUCCGACCAGGAUGAAGGAUCCGAGGUUUUACGGUGGCUGGACCGGUUGGACGAGGAAGGUUCGGUGUUGUACGUUUGCUUUGGUAGUCAGAAGGUAAUGAGAAAGGAGCAAAUGGAGGCUUUGGCAUUUGGGUUGGAGAGAUCCGGGACCCGAUUCGUUUGGGUGGUUAAGGAGGCUUCUACGGCGGAGCAGGUGGAGAAAGGUUAUGCUUUGGUCCCGGACGGGUUUGAGGAUCGGGUUUCAGGUAGGGGGAUAGUGGUAAAAAGUUGGGCUCCACAGUUGGCGAUAUUGGGUCAUCGGAUGGUGGGCGGGUUCUUGAGUCAUUGCGGAUGGAAUUCGGUGUUGGAAGCGGUUGUGGCUGGAGUUGGGAUUCUUGGGUGGCCAAUGGAGGCUGAUCAGUAUGUGAAUGCAAGGCUGUUAGUGGAGGAUAUGGGAGUAGCGGUUAGGGUUUGCGAAGGGGCAGAUUCUGUACCCGACCCAGAUCAACUGGGUCGGGUAAUAUCCGCGGUUAUGAGUGGGGAUAGUUCCCAAAAGAGAAGAGCUAAGUUGAUGAAAGAAGAAGCUGUUGGCGCUGUGAGCAAGGAUGGAGUUUCCUUUAAGGAGUUGAAUGAACUUAUCCAAGCCUUGAAGCAGCUUGGUGUUAAAGAAGGAUCAUAGUGGUAGAGAGAGUAGAAUAAUCCUUGGUAUAAUUAUCAACUAAGAGCAUAGAUUCUUGUUGGAAUAAUGUUUUUGAAUAACAUUAUAUUAAUAAUAUUGUAUGUUUGAAAUUUGAAUAGUCAUUGUGUAAAAAGUAAUUUCAAGCAAAACAUUGUUUUGGUUCUACGUAAUUCGGUAGUAGCGAUCUUUGAUUGUAUUUUUAAUACACUAAACUCUGUUUUGUUGCAUAUUACGUAUUGAUAGUCCAUCAAAAGUGCUUAUAGCUCAA